Spodoptera exigua (beet armyworm) is the source of this 4299-nucleotide messenger RNA. Lineage: Eukaryota; Metazoa; Arthropoda; Insecta; Lepidoptera; Noctuidae. The record is from the annotation of a GenBank genome assembly.
AUGUAUGAGACGGUUCUCUCGGAUUGUGUGAUGAAAUUCACGAUAUUCUCGAUCCUGCUCCUGCUGCUGUUGGCAGCGGCUAUACAGUGUCAUGGUCGUCAUCGCAACAAUCAUGGCAGAAAUCAUGACCACAACCAUCAUCCCAACGAUUACCACCACCGAAGACACGAGUCCCAAGAAAGCCACCAAAACCAUAAUUACCACGACUUUCCUGAUAGUUUUGAAGAUUCAUCACAUGAUUUGGAUGACAAUUUAAAUUCUGGUCGUACUCCACGCAGUGACUUGGAAGACUUAGUUGUCGAUCUAAAACCUAUAGAGAACCCAGAUACAGGCAAUAUUCCAAAUACCAACAAAUCAGCCAUUGACACAGAAGCCGUUAAAAAGGCAUAUGAUAUGGACAAAGGGUACAAUGGAAUAAGAAUAGAUGAAAUGUCAGAUCCUGCUGAACCUAACAAUGUAGAUGGCGACACUAGGCAUGAAAUAUCAUUAAAUAUAAACGACAUACCAAAGAGUGACGGAACCAUUAGUGCUAAUGGAUUUUUGCCGACUGGAGAUGGUAAUAUAGGAAGUAAUUUUGGUUCAAAUUUAGGUGUUAACUUGGGAGACCAUAAUUUCGCUGGAAAACCUAACGUUAAUUUAGGAGGUAUCUCGGGUUUCCCCGUAGUUACUCGACCAGGUUUGCAUUUAGGAGGCAACCUGGGCGGUCCUUUUGGUGGAAGUUUAGGUCUCAAUUUAGGGGUUAAACCACAUUUCCCGUUAGGUCUUAAUUCCUUUCCAGAUUUUCGAUUAGGAGGCAACUUUGGCGUCCCUUCAGGACGUAACUUGGGUAUUAAUUUAGGAGGUAAGCUUGGCUUUCCAUCCAUAGGCAUUAAAGAUUUUCAUUCCUUUCCAUACCUUAACUUGGGAGGUAACAAUAGAGCAUCUGUAGGUCUUCCAAUGAGUGACAACUCAGGUAUUAAUUUAGGGAGUAACGUAGAUCUUCCUUACUCCGACGAUCGUUUGGAAAAUAAUUCAGAUAACCUUCUAGGAAGUAAUUUAGAUGUUAACGUUGAUGGCAAUAACUUGGACGCAGAUUCUCAUAGUAUAAAUAGUCGUUCUAGUCUAGAAGAUUUAAUUGAUUAUAACAGUGAGCCUAAUGAGAAGAAUGUUAUUGAUGUUAACAGUGGUAAGCUAGAUCUAAACCAAAAUCAAAGGCAGUCUGAGGAUAUGGAUAACUUGGAGCAAAAAAGUAAAAUAAAGUACAACACUGAAGAUAAUAUUGGAAGUGACGGGGUGGUUAGUGACUACAAUAAUAAACCAAACAGUACCGAUACGCGUGGUGCUUUUCUAAAGAGUAAUGAGACUAACAACCUGGUCAACAAAACUGAUGGUGAAUCACUAAAUAGUAACGAUAACCUUAACGCUGAUAAGCCUGGUGUCAACAGUCAUAAUGAUAGUGAAUCACCACAAGGAGACAGUUCCAUUGAAACUUACAUCGAUUUACCAAGUAUUGCACAUACUCUUAAAGAUGGAGAAAAACCAGAAAUUGACCCUCAAUCAUCAAACAAAAAUAAGCUUUUAAUAACACCAGAACAUGAUAAUUUACCAAAUAAAAAAUCAAAUUCUACUGAAAUUCCUUCAAUCGAAACUUCUGAUAAAAGCAACACUAAGGCAGAAGAUGGAGAAAAUAAUCAGCUAGAGAUGAUACCAGUUCUAAUGCCAGGAGGCGGAUACGUGUUAUUGCCUGCAAGUAUUGUGAAUAACAUGCCAUCAUACAUCGUCGUGAUGAUUAACGGCCAACCAACGCUCUUACAAAAUCCUAGUAUAGAUGUAAAUGGAGGUUCGUUGGAUCUAAGUAAAUUUAUUUUAGCAAAUGGUCUUUCAAACAGUGAUGUAGUCCUGCCUAGUUGGUACAAUAGAGGACAGCAUGCAGGAGGUGGUGGAGCUACAAUUGGAAUUUUGCCUAAUGUUCAACAAACCGAGUCGCCUAUAUUGGUUGGAGACAGUGACAGACCAUUGACAAAUUCUAACGGUGUAUCAGCUCCCUACGCUGAUUCUGUUACUAGAUCUUUACCAACCCUGCCAAUUUCUGUUCCUGGAAGGAUUGAUCCUGGUUUUUCUCCUUCGUUUUGGAAUAAUCUGGACCAUGGUUUACAAAACGGAGUACCCAAUGCAAACUGGGCAUAUCUAAUUGAUCCCGACAUAAAUGUUUAUUCUAACGUUCCAAAUCCCACGUCCCCACUACUAAACUAUCCAAUACACCCUUAUUCUCAGUACCUAUAUCCGUAUUCUUAUCCAACUGAAUUUAACCCCUUCGCAAAUAACAAUAAAAAUCCUGCCAAGAACGUACUCGUUGAGGAUAACAAUGGCUCACCACAUCAAAAUUUCCAUGACAACUCAAAUGCAAUUACGUCAUUGGACCCAAGAAAAGCCUACCCAAAUAUUUCACCAGGAUCUAAUCUGGAAACUCAUUUAAACAUUAUUGAGGGUAGACAACCAGAAACAAAUAAUUAUGGUGUUCAUUCAGAGUCUCGACUAGAUGAUAUGGCGAAACAUUAUACACAGGGUGAUUUUCAUGACCUAAUUCAACCUAAUCCAGACCUACCAAGUGGGACAGAACUCCAAGAUGACGCAAGAGUUGACCAAGUACACCAAGAUGAUAUUAAAUUAAAUGUGCCCAAUUCGGAUGAUUGGGACGAUAAAAGAAUUGAGCGUCGCUUACAAAACCGGGAUGAUAAAAAAAUUGAGUCUAAUCAAGAAGAUAACGAUGAUAUAAAUAUAACUGAUGGUUAUCCAGAUAGCCAGCACGAUAAAUGGAUUAAGUACCACCCUGAUCAUUGGGAUAAUAAAAAGAUUGAGCACCACCCAGACCACCGAGAUGAUAAAUGGAAUAAGCUUCUCACUAAUCAGCGGCACGAAAAAAGGGUUGAGCCACUUCCAGACCAAUGGGAUGAUAAAUCAAUCGAAUCCUAUCCGAUUCACGGGGUUAAUAAAAAGAUAAAUCCACACCUUGAUCAUUCGGAUGAAAAAUUAUUCUCCUUAAAUCACCGAGAACAUAAAGGGAUUAAGCCCCACCCAGAUCACAGAGAUGACAAAACGAUUAAAACCUACCCACAGCUCUGGGACAACGAAAGGAUUAUGCCGCACCCAGAUCACCGGAACGAUAAAAAGGUUGAGUCUCACCCAUAUCACAGGGACGAUGAAAAGAUUGAGCACAACUUACCGCACAGGGAUGAUAAAAGCUUUGAGGCCAACCCAGGUUAUUUUGAUGAUACAGACACUGAGCCCUACUCUGAUCAUCGGGACGAUAAAAGUCUUGAGACGCCUCCAGAUCAUUGGAACGACAAACGAAUUAAGUCUAAGCCGAAUUACUCGGACGAUAAAAGAAUUGAGGCCCACUCAGAGGAAUUUGAUAGUGAAAGGAUUCAGUACCACCCUGAUAACUGGGAUGAUAAAAAAGUUGGGCCACAUCUCCAUAACUGGGAUGAUGAAGGCAUUAAGCCAUACCCAUAUCACAGGAAGGAUAUAAAUACAGACUCCUACCCAGAGUCACGACACAUUAAACCAGACCUUCACCUAAAUAAUUACGUACCAAACAUACUAACGACUGAGUCGGAUGUGCAACUUGAUAUUCCACUGAUAAAUAACCCUGAGUCUCAGACAAAUGAUCCAAUUUCUACAUACGCUGGAAAGCUGCCGAAUAUUCUAUUACAUCCUGAGCAGAAUCAUGAUGAACCACUUGAAGAUAUUCCUGGCUUUCAUUCCACACAUCCGCUGCCUAUCCAUGCUGAUAAUUCAGACCAUACCAGCUUGAUUAAUGACAUCAUUGACAGCCUAAAUAUCCUUUUAAAGUACCCCCAUAGAGUUGGCCAUCAGUCUAAGAAGGUUAAAUCUUUGAUAAAAUUAUUGAUCGCAAUUUUGAAUUCUGGUGAUAAGAACCAAAAGUUGGUAUCCAAGCAGGAAGAUGGUAUCGAAGAGGAAUUGGAUCUAGAGAAUGUCAAAAAUCUUAUCCUUCGUCUCCUGAAAGGACAUUACGAAUCAGAUCCGAAGGUGUUGCGCGAUUCUAGUAUAGACGAAAGUACACGAACUAAUUUGAUUCUUCUUUUGAAACUUUUGGUAAAUAAUCAGGACCUAUCGUCCAAGGGAACAGAAAAUCCUCUGCUUUACUUCCUAGGUCAGUUCCCUUGUGACCUGUCGAAGAAGCGAGAGGAAGCAUCUGACGCUGUAACUAGCAAACUGUUGAACUUAUUAGUUGAAAGUUAUGACCGAGGAGAUCUGCAAUCGAGCCUGGAAAAAACAGCUGCACUCUCAAGUCUGUGA